Molecule: messenger RNA, 1793 nt
Organism: Dromaius novaehollandiae (emu)
Lineage: Eukaryota; Metazoa; Chordata; Aves; Casuariiformes; Dromaiidae
Product: lysozyme g-like
Exons: 5
Coding region: 26-673 (215 amino acids)
Biological process (GO): defense response to Gram-positive bacterium; peptidoglycan catabolic process
Cellular component (GO): extracellular region
Molecular function (GO): lysozyme activity
Source: RefSeq, a predicted model, not a curated record
UCACAGAUUUCUUCACAUUUUGCCAAUGGAUGUGUUUUCAGGUUUCCUGGGGCUCCUGAGGAAAAUUGUCGCCAUGGGCCCUGCGCUGUUCCUGCUCGGCCUCACCGCCCUUAUCGCUCCAUCUGCGAGUUACAGUUGCUAUGGUGAUAUAAGUACUCUUCAAGCCCCUGUGAUUUCCUGUACAGCUGUAAGGGCCCCUGACUGCGGAAUGGAUGCAGUAAAGAGGACUGCUGAGAUAGACACUGUACGUCUGAGGAAAUACGAGAUCUCUAUUAAGAGAGUAGCCAGAAAUCUGUGCUUAGACCCAGCGCUCAUCGCUGCCAUCAUCUCACAGGAGAGUCGUGUUGGCUUUCUCUUAAAUGAUGGUUGGGACCAGGGAAGACGCAAGUUUGGCUUGAUGCAGAUUGACAGACAGUAUCCUAGCCUUUAUGGAACCUGGGAUAGUGAAGAACACAUAAAUCAAUGUUCAAAUAUCCUAGCUCUUUCAAUCAAUGAAGUUCGGGCAAGACAUCCUACCUGGAACUGGGAACAGCAGCUGAGAGGGGGAAUCUGCGCCUAUCGUUCAAAGAUUGGCAAUGUCCAGGUCUAUGAUGAAGACCCAUGCCAUGGAGACAACUACUAUGUCAAUAAUGUUAUCAGGCGAGCCCAGUACUUUAAGAGGCAGGGGUUCUAGCUCAUAAAUUGACCCCAUCACAGAACUUCUUUACAGAUGGACUGGUCUUCUCACAACUUGGGGAGAGACAGGAACAUCUGAGGGAAAUUAAUGUUUCAUAGACUAACCCGAUAGUGACUGUAGUAUCAAAACCAAUUCCUCCAGGAUUUCCUGGUAAGCAGGUGCUGGCAGCAUCAGUAAAGGACUUGCUCCAGCAGUCCAGUGACCCCCUGUCCUCAGCUGUCCCCAUUCGCCUGGCAGAGGGAGCAGGCCAUUGCCAAGGGGCGAGCUCAGCAGUGCCUGUCUGAGGGUACCAGGUACUGUCAAGAACUAGAAGUCAUGAGCUCAGGGCUUUUAAAAGGAAGAUGGGAACAGGCUGGUCAUGUUUAAAUGUUGCAUUCAGAAGGAGUCAUUCGCCUCCUCCCGUUCAGAACUGAAUUUGCGGCUGAUCAUGUAUCGCCCAGAUGCAGAUGGACAAGCAGUUCUGCCUUUGUACCAGCUGUACUGUUCCUGUCUCUGUCCCCAUCCUUCCCUCUACCCAUCCAAAAGGGAGGGGAAAAAACCCAGAGUUAAAGCCUUCUUUCCUCUUGAUUAUGCUGGCUACUUGGCAAUGAAGAGACUUCUCUCCGAGUCUUUGAUCUUUGGACAUUUCUGCAUUAGUUGAUUAUUCCUGUGGCCAGCCUCAUAAGAAAAACACAAAAUACACUUGUUUUAAUCUCCUUAGCCCUGGAGCCUACAGCAGUGGCAUGGCUAGUAAACUCUACAGGGUAAACAACAGCCUUACACAGGGGAAAUCCUCUAUAUUGGAAAUGCUGCAAGUGCCGUAGGAGGCAUGCAGUACACCUUUCUAAGCAGGAGCUGGCUGCGUAUGUACCCACCAAAGGAGCUGUAUCACAAUGACAGUGUUGGUGUAAACCUCACAACCUCUCCUGCUUUAGCUUUGGCACAUUUACACUGCGGCCCGUCAAGUUUAAAACAUGCACGUAUUUCAGCAUCUGUCCCUCUGUCAUGAAUCCCAACUUUUAAUUAGGAAGUGAAUUGGAUUUGGGUUUAUAAACUUUGUUUGGAAAAGUGUUUUUCAAUGUGGAUGGAUCUGGGUGCAAAUUUAGGUUUACUGAGAAUCCAAAUAAAGAGAAAUGUA